This is a messenger RNA of Myripristis murdjan (pinecone soldierfish), 6019 nucleotides long. Its product is annotated as myosin-7-like. Lineage: Eukaryota; Metazoa; Chordata; Actinopteri; Holocentriformes; Holocentridae. Gene Ontology annotation, molecular function: actin filament binding; microfilament motor activity; ATP binding. The coding region runs from base 115 to 5934 and encodes 1939 amino acids. Gene Ontology annotation, cellular component: cytoplasm; myosin II complex; myosin filament. The record is from RefSeq and is a predicted model, not a curated record. The transcript has 39 exons. Gene Ontology annotation, biological process: cardiac muscle contraction; adult heart development; sarcomere organization.
CUCAUUCACCUGGACUUAGUGUAGUGCUGGUCUGCCCACUGCUGGGGAACAGUGAACAUAGACUGAAGCCUGAUCCGAUCUCAUAUCUGACCCCAUCGUAACCGUCGUGCAGCCAUGGGGGAUGCAGAGAUGUCUGUUUUUGGGGAGGCUGCCCCAUACCUGAGAAAGUCGGAUAGAGAGCGUAUGGAGGCCUCGACACGGCCCUUCGACAUGAAGAAGGAAUGCUUCGUCCCUGAUGUGGUCGAAGAGUUUAUCAAAGCAAGCAUCGUCAGUCGAGAUGGGGAUAAGGUCACUGUGGAGACAAUGCAUGGGAAGACCGUGACUGUCAAAGAGUCCCAGCUUCUGCAACAGAAUCCUCCAAAGUUUGACAAGAUUGAGGACAUGGCCAUGCUCACUUUCCUCCAUGAGCCUGCUGUGCUGUACAACCUCAAAGAGCGUUAUGCAGCAUGGAUGAUCUACACAUACUCUGGGCUCUUCUGUGUGACUGUCAACCCCUACAAGUGGCUGCCAGUCUAUAACCAAGAUGUGGUUCUUGCCUACAGAGGAAAGAAGAGGAGUGAAGCUCCUCCUCACAUCUUCUCCAUCUCUGACAACGCCUAUCAGUACAUGUUGGCAGACCGUGAAAACCAGUCCAUUCUGAUCACCGGAGAAUCUGGAGCAGGAAAGACUGUCAACACAAAGCGUGUAAUCCAGUACUUUGCAAGCAUUGCAGCUGGAGGUGUUAAAAAAGAAAGCAUCACCAAAGACAAGGGUACUCUGGAGGAUCAAAUCAUCCAGGCUAACCCUGCUCUGGAGGCCUUUGGUAAUGCGAAAACUAUUAGGAAUGACAACUCCUCCAGAUUUGGUAAAUUCAUCCGAAUUCAUUUUGACACCAGGGGAAAGUUGGCCUCUGCUGACAUUGAGACAUACCUUCUAGAGAAGUCUCGUGUGAUCUUCCAGCUCAAGGCUGAGAGAGAUUACCACAUCUUCUACCAAAUUCUGUCCAACAAGAAGCCUGAAAUCCUGGAAAUGCUGCUCAUCACAAAUAAUCCCUAUGACUACGCCUUCAUCUCUCAGGGGGAAACCCAAGUGGCCUCCAUCUGCGAUUCAGAAGAACUGAUGGCAACAGAUAAUGCCUUUGAUGUCCUGGGCUUCACACAAGAGGAAAAAAACUCUGUGUACAAGUUGACUGGUGCCAUCAUGCACUACGGAAACAUGAAGUUCAAGCAGAAGCAGCGAGAAGAGCAGGCAGAGGCUGAUGGCACUGAGGAUGCAGACAAAGCUGCAUAUCUGAUGGGCCUGAACUCUGCUGACCUCAUCAAGGGUCUCUGUCACCCAAGAGUCAAAGUUGGAAAUGAGUGGGUCACCAAGGGACAAACUGUUGACCAGGUGAAUUAUGCAGUUGGAGCUCUGUCCAAAGCCGUUUAUGAAAAGAUGUUCCUGUGGAUGGUGGUGAGGAUCAACCAGUCUCUGGAGACUAGGCAGCCCCGCCAGUACUUCAUCGGUGUAUUGGACAUUGCUGGAUUUGAAAUCUUUGAUUUCAACACUUUUGAGCAGCUCUGCAUCAACUUCACCAAUGAAAAACUGCAACAGUUUUUCAACCACCACAUGUUUGUGCUGGAGCAGGAAGAGUACAAGAAAGAGGGCAUUGAAUGGACUUUCAUUGAUUUUGGUAUGGACCUGCAGGCCUGUAUUGACCUGAUUGAAAAGCCCAUGGGUAUCAUGUCCAUCCUUGAAGAGGAGUGCAUGUUCCCCAAAGCCAGUGAUGCCACCUUUAAAGCUAAGCUUUAUGACAAUCACCUGGGGAAAUCUGCCAACUUCCAGAAACCCAGGAUUGUUAAAGGGAAACCAGAAGCCCAUUUUGCCUUAAUGCACUAUGCUGGCACUGUUGAUUACAAUAUCAACAACUGGCUGGUAAAGAACAAAGAUCCACUUAAUGAGACUGUGGUGGGACUGUACCAAAAGUCUUCCCUAAAGCUGCUUGCCCUGCUUUUUGCCAAUUAUGCUGGAGCAGACUCAGCUAUGGCUGAAGCUGGCAGUGGUAAAAAAGAGAAAAAGAAAAAGGGAUCAUCUUUCCAAACUGUGUCUGCUCUUCAUAGGGAGAACCUCAACAAGCUGAUGACCAACUUGAGGUCUACUCACCCUCACUUUGUACGCUGCAUCAUCCCCAAUGAGACCAAGACUCCUGGGGCCAUGGAGAACCCUCUGGUGAUGCACCAGCUGCGCUGUAACGGUGUGCUGGAAGGCAUCAGGAUCUGCAGGAAGGGCUUCCCCAACAGGAUCCUCUAUGGAGAUUUCAGACAAAGAUACCGUAUACUGAAUCCUGCUGCCAUCCCUGAGGGCCAGUUCAUUGACAGCAGAAAAGGAGCUGAGAAACUACUUGCAUCCCUGGAUAUUGAUCAUAAUCAAUACAAGUUUGGACAUACCAAGGUGUUCUUCAAGGCUGGUUUGCUGGGUCUGCUGGAAGAGAUGAGAGAUGAGCGUCUGUCCAAAAUUAUCACUGGAAUCCAGGCCAGAUCCCGUGGUCUUUUGUCUCGUAUCGAGUAUCAGAAGAUGGUGGAACGAAGGGAUGCAUUAUUGGUGAUCCAGUGGAAUGUCCGUGCCUUCAUGGGGGUCAAGAAUUGGCCCUGGAUGAAGUUGUAUUUCAAGAUCAAACCUCUGUUGAGAUCUGCUGAAGCAGAGAAGGAGAUGGCCAACAUGAAGGAAGAAUUCCUCAAGUUGAAAGAAGCCUAUGCAAAAUCUGAGGCUCGUAGGAAAGAACUAGAGGAGAAAAUGGUCUCCCUUCUCCAAGAGAAGAAUGACCUGCAGCUCCAAGUCCAGGCGGAGCAAGACAAUCUCUGUGAUGCUGAGGAAAGAUGCGAGGGAUUGAUCAAAAACAAGAUCCAAUUGGAGGCAAAAGCCAAAGAGCUGAUAGAGAGACUUGAGGAUGAGGAAGAAAUGAAUGCUGAACUGACUGCUAAGAAGAGGAAGCUGGAGGAUGAGUGUUCUGAGUUGAAAAAAGACAUUGAUGAUUUGGAGCUAACUCUGGCAAAGGUGGAGAAAGAGAAGCAUGCCACUGAGAACAAGGUUAAAAACCUGACUGAGGAAAUGGCAUCCCUGGAUGAAAUCAUUGCCAAGCUGACCAAGGAGAAGAAAGCCCUCCAGGAAGCUCAUCAGCAAACGUUGGAUGACCUGCAGAGUGAGGAGGACAAAGUCAACAGUCUGACCAAGGCCAAGGCUAAGCUGGAGCAGCAAGUGGAUGAUCUUGAAGGAUCUCUUGAGCAAGAAAAAAAGGUUCGAAUGGACCUUGAAAGAGCUAAGCGGAAGCUCGAGGGAGACCUGAAAUUGGCCCAGGAGAGUGUAAUGGAUCUAGAAAAUGAUAAACAACAGCUUGAAGAACGUCUGAAAAAGAAGGACUUUGAGCUCAGUCAGCUGACUGGCAAGAUUGAAGAUGAGCAGGCUAUAAACAGUCAACUCCAGAAAAAGUUGAAAGAGUUGCAGGCCCGUAUAGAAGAGCUUGAAGAGGAGCUUGAGGCAGAACGAGCUGCCCGAGCCAAGGUGGAAAAGCAGAGAGCAGACUUGGCCAGGGAGCUGGAGGAAAUCAGUGAGAGGCUGGAGGAGGCUGGUGGGGCAACAGUUGCCCAGAUUGAGAUGAACAAGAAGAGGGAGGCUGAGUUCCAGAAACUCCGCAGAGACCUUGAAGAGGCCACUCUGCAACAUGAAGCCACCACUGCCACACUCAGGAAGAAACAAGCGGACAGUGUUGCUGACCUGGGGGAGCAGAUUGACAACCUGCAGAGAGUCAAGCAGAAAUUGGAGAAAGACAAGAGCGAGCUCAGACUGGAACUGGAUGAUGUGGUUUCCAGCAUGGAGCAUGUUGUUAAAUCUAAGACAAACUUGGAGAAGACCUGCAGAACAAUGGAGGAUCAAUUGAAUGAAUACAGGACUAAGUGUGAUGAAUACCAAAGAUCACUCAAUGAUUUCACCACGCAGAAGGCCAAACUUCAAGCUGAGAAUGAUGAGCUUUCUAGACAAAUGGAAGAGAAGGAAUCUCUUAUUUCUCAGCUGACAAGAGGAAAGAAUUCCUACAAUCAACAACUUGAAGAUCUAAAAAGACAACUAGAGGAGGAAGUCAAGGCCAAGAAUGCACUGGCACAUGCAGUUCAGUCUGCUCGUCAUGACUGCGACCUGCUGAGGGAGCAGUAUGAGGAGGAGCAGGAGGCCAAGGCUGAACUUCAACGUGGCAUGUCCAAGGCCAACUCUGAGGUGGCUCAGUGGAGAACCAAGUACGAAACUGAUGCCAUCCAGAGGACCGAGGAGCUGGAGGAGGCCAAAAAGAAGCUGGCUCAGCGUCUGCAGGAUGCUGAGGAGGCUGUGGAAGCAGUGAAUGCUAAAUGUUCCUCUCUGGAGAAGACCAAACACAGACUGCAGAAUGAGAUUGAAGAUCUCAUGGUGGAUGUGGAGAGGUCUAAUGCUGCUGCUGCUGUCCUGGACAAGAAGCAAAGGAACUUUGAUAAGAUCUUGGCAGAGUGGAAGCAGAAAUAUGAAGAGUCUCAGUGUGAGUUGGAGAGCUCCCAGAAGGAAGCCAGAUCUCUCAGCACAGAGCUCUUCAAACUGAAGAACUCCUAUGAGGAGUCUCUGGACCAUCUGGAGACCAUGAAGAGAGAAAACAAGAAUCUACAGGAGGAGAUUUCUGACCUCACUGAGCAACUUGGUGAGGGAGGGAAAACUAUUCAUGAGUUGGAGAAGGUUCGUAAACAGCUAGAGCAGGAAAAGUCUGAGAUUCAAGCAGCUCUUGAGGAAGCAGAGGGCUCCCUUGAGCAUGAAGAGGGUAAGAUUCUGAGAGCCCAGCUUGAGUUCAAUCAGAUUAAGGCUGAAAUCGAGCGUAAACUGUCAGAAAAAGAUGAGGAGAUGGAACAGAGCAAGAAGAACAUGCAUAGGACAAUUGAAAAUCUGCAGAGCUCUCUUGAGGCAGAGACUCGCAGCAGGAAUGAAGCCCUCCGUCUGAAAAAGAAGAUGGAGGGAGACCUCAAUGAGAUGGAGAUCCAGCUAAGCCAAGCCAACAGGCAGGCAGCUGAGGCCCAGAAACAACUCAAGUCUGUUCAUGCUCAUCUGAAGGAUGCUCAACUACAACUUGAUGAGUCUCUUAGAGCAAAUGAUGAUCUGAAGGAGAAUAUUGCCAUUGUUGAGAGACGCAACAAUCUGAUGCAAGCUGAGCUGGAGGAACUCCGGGCUGCUCUAGAGCAAACUGAGAGAGGACGCAAACUUGCAGAGCAAGAACUGCUGGAUGUCACUGAGAGGGUGCAGCUACUGCACUCCCAGAACACCAGCCUGAUAAACACUAAGAAAAAGCUGGAGGGUGACACAGCCCAGCUUCAAACUGAAGUGGAGGAGGCUCUACAGGAGUGUAGAAAUGCUGAAGAAAAGGCCAAGAAAGCCAUCACUGAUGCUGCCAUGAUGGCAGAGGAGUUGAAGAAAGAGCAAGAUACCAGUGCUCACCUGGAGCGUAUGAAGAAGAACAUGGAGCAAACCAUUAAGGACCUGCAACAUCGUCUGGAUGAAGCUGAACAGAUUGCCAUGAAGGGGGGCAAGAAGCAGGUGCAGAAGCUUGAGGCCAGGGUGAGGGAGCUGGAAAAUGAGGUGGAAACGGAACAGAAGAAAAGCAGUGAUGCAGUGAAGGGCAUCCGUAAAUAUGAGCGCCGCAUCAAGGAACUCACAUACCAGACUGAGGAGGAUCGUAAGAAUAUCGCUCGACUCCAGGAUCUGGUAGACAAGCUGCAGCUGAAAGUUAAAGCCUACAAGAGAUCUGCUGAGGAGGCUGAGGAACAGGCUAAUACUCAUCUUGGCAAGUUCCGCAAGCUGCAGCAUGAGCUGGACGAGGCUGAAGAGAGAGCUGACAUCGCCGAGUCUCAGGUCAACAAGCUGCGUGCUAAGAGCCGUGAUGUGGGGUCAAAGAAAGGGCUAGAUGAGGAGUGAAUCUCACAGACGGCCUUCUAAGACCUUUGGGAUCUCCAGUGGUUUAGUUCACUCUGUAUUCACAGUAACUGUAGAAUAAAGUACA